AUGGCGUCCUACCCUCCCCAAGCUUGCUGCUACCAAGGGUUCAAACAUGAUGGGCGGCCACAAGGUUCAUUAUCCAUGCUGAAUGACGUUGAAGUCUACACCAGUCAUCCCCAUACCAAGUCAACGGAAAAUGGGAUUUUGAUCCUCACGGAUAUCACCGGCCAUCGUGUGCCAAACGCUCAACUCAUUGCAGAUCAGUUUGCCAUGAAUGGGUAUUUUGCUAUUAUACCAGAUCUGUUUUACGGUGAUGCUGUGCCUUUGAACAAGCCGGGGGAAUUCGAUAUGCAGAAGUGGAGAAACGGGGGAUAUCACCCGGAAGGAAAGAACCAUCUCCCCCCGACUGUGGAUCCGAUUGUGGAAUCCUGCCUGCGGGGAAUGAGGACAGAAUUCAACUGCAAAAGAAUUGGUGCUGUGGGAUAUUGCUUCGGCGGCAAGUAUGUCGUGCGGCAUCUGCACCCGGGGAAAAUCGAUGUGGGCUAUACAGCACACCCAUCCCAUAUUGAAGAGGCCGAGCUCAAGGCCAUUCAAGGCCCACUGGCUAUCGCUGCAGCAGAAACCGACGGAAUAUUCUCCGUUGAAAAGCGACAUGUAACAGAGGGUAUCUUGAGGGAGUUGAGCCUUCCUUAUCAAAUCAACCUCUAUAGCGGGGUGAAGCAUGGCUUUGCGGUCCGAGGCGAUCCAGCGAUCCCGGAUGUGAGAUAUGCGAAGCGAAGUGCUUUUGUACAAGGAGUUGAGUGGUUCAAUGAGCAUUUGAAUCAGGAGGACCUAGUCUAG
This is a messenger RNA of Penicillium hordei, 774 nucleotides long. Its product is annotated as Dienelactone hydrolase. NCBI's taxonomy places the organism in Eukaryota, Fungi, Ascomycota, Eurotiomycetes, Eurotiales, Aspergillaceae. The transcript has 3 exons. Gene Ontology annotation, molecular function: hydrolase activity. The coding region runs from base 1 to 774 and encodes 257 amino acids. The record is from RefSeq and is a predicted model, not a curated record.